CGGGAGCCCGGGGCUUGGUCAUUAUGGGAGGGGCGUUAAUUAGUUACAGUGAGGCGGUAAUUAGUAAGCAGAGAGGGUGGAGGCUGUUCCGAAGGGAUUGUGUGGGGGAUCUUGGAGGGGUUUGUCAGGAAUAGAAUUUGGUCUCGGAGCUCCAGCACCAUGCAGAGAGCUUCACGGCUCAGAAGGGAGCUCUCACUCCUGGCUACAGAGCCACCUCCAGGCAUCACUUGCUGGCAGAACGGGCAGCUGGAUGAUCUACGGGCACAAAUUUUAGGAGGUGUGGACACACCAUAUGAGAAAGGAAUAUUCAACCUGGAAAUCAUAGUUCCUGAAAGGUACCCAUUUGAGCCGCCAAAGAUUCGCUUCCUGACCCCCAUCUACCAUCCCAACAUCGACUCUGCUGGAAGGAUUUGCCUGGAUGUUCUUAAGUUACCACCAAAGGGUGCAUGGAGGCCUUCCCUGAAUAUCUCCACCCUGCUGACCUCCAUCCAGCUGCUGAUGGCAGAGCCCAACCCUGACGAUCCUCUCAUGGCCAAUAUCUCCUCGGAGUACAAGUACAACAAGCAGCUGUUCCUGCUCAAUGCCAGGGAGUGGACCGAGAAAUACGCAGGGCAGCCGGGGGCUUCCAAGCCUUUGGAAGAGAAAAUCAUUCAAAGUGAAACAAGCCCCAGCAGUGACUCAACCAUGCAGAAAAGAAAAGGGGUUGACAUGAGUAGGAAGGAGAAGAAAUCCCGCUCAGAUUCCUGAGGGGUUUUUUUUUUCUCUUUGGGCUGUCCCUCUCCCCUUCCCCUCACACAUGUACAAGGAAAGAGUCUGCCUUUUAGGGACUGCACCAGCUUUGGGUUUCUGUUUCUUUGGGAUGUUAUUUUUUUUUUGUGAAAAGUUCCAUUAUAUUAAUAAAAUAUAAAGCUUUUAAUUUA
Messenger RNA from Onychostruthus taczanowskii (white-rumped snowfinch), 920 nucleotides. RefSeq names its product ubiquitin conjugating enzyme E2 T (gene UBE2T). Lineage: Eukaryota; Metazoa; Chordata; Aves; Passeriformes; Passeridae. The record is from RefSeq and is a predicted model, not a curated record. The coding region runs from base 160 to 747 and encodes 195 amino acids. The transcript is spliced from 7 exons.